Molecule: messenger RNA, 1179 nt
Organism: Penicillium antarcticum
Lineage: Eukaryota; Fungi; Ascomycota; Eurotiomycetes; Eurotiales; Aspergillaceae
Exons: 1
Coding region: 1-1179 (392 amino acids)
Molecular function (GO): oxidoreductase activity
Source: RefSeq, a predicted model, not a curated record
AUGGGUUCCAUUACACACACGCCUCAACGUGGAAAGUUCCGCUACCUGAGCCGAGGGGCUAAGCCAACUCUAAGCAAAGAAGCGUAUCUACUUCCACCUCUUUCCGAGUUUGGUGAUGUUCUUACAUUACCUCUCACGGACAUGAAACCAUCUCUAGAUCUUGGAGAUGAGUCCCCAUACAAGCUCUCAGUUCACGGGUUUACUGCUCGCCGACAUCACUCGGCCCUGCAUGCAGCUCCAUACGAAAGAAAAAGUUGGAAUGAUGAGCAUCUACUUCGCCAAAUCUAUUUUCCAGAAGUACAAGAACUUGUUCAAAAAGUGACGGGAUGCAAGAAGGUGGUGGUAUCCGCAGCAGUGAUUCGGAACGAACUGUACACCGAAGGCGAUCCAGCUCCUACUACACAAACAGAAGCAAACGGACAAACCACGCACGAAAAUGAAACAUCUGAGCUAUUUCCACCUAUUGUUGGAAAUUCGCCGACAGACGGUAUAUGUCCUGCGCCGAAAGCGCAUCUUGAUCUUACCCCGAAGGGUGCAAGGUACCACAUUCGAAAGUACCAUCGCCAAGUUACUUCAGCGGCCGAGCAAGUGAUUGAAGCGGAGAAUCGGUUGCUUGAAACCGGUGUGCAAUGGGAUGACCUCAAGGACUGCUAUCGAGGAAAGGAAGGAGAUGAUGGGAUUCCCCGAUUCGCACUUUUCUCGAUAUGGAGACCCCUGAGGCCAGUCCAUCGUGACCCUCUUGCUUUAGCAUCCUGUGCUUCCUUCCCCGAAUCUGAUUAUGUGCUUUCUGAGCAGCUUGAGCCCAUGGAUCACCAGAUUCCUGCUCAUCUGUCGCGCAUAAUUGAUCCCAACUCCCCUUACUUGAACGUCGACAAUGAACGACAAGUCCAAGAUGGAACAUGCCAGACUUAUGGCUAUCUGGCUUAUGGGCCACGGGACAAGGAAAAAAAGGCGCAUGACUGGCACUUCAUUUCAGAGCAACAACCUUCCGACGUCUUGAUAAUUCAACUGUUUGACAACGAGAUGGAGGCGCGUGCAAGGGCACCACAAGAAGGGGGCAAUAAGAUGUCGAACCUGGGAGUUGGGGGAGCCAUUCAUAGUGCAUUUGAGUUGGACAGUCAGGAUACAAACGAUGAAGCGCGGGAAAGUAUCGAAGUACGAUGUGCAGCAUUUUGGUGA